This is a messenger RNA of Labrus mixtus (cuckoo wrasse), 902 nucleotides long. RefSeq names its product adaptor related protein complex 1 subunit sigma 2 (gene ap1s2). Gene Ontology annotation, cellular component: membrane coat; intracellular membrane-bounded organelle; AP-1 adaptor complex. NCBI's taxonomy places the organism in Eukaryota, Metazoa, Chordata, Actinopteri, Labriformes, Labridae. The record is from RefSeq and is a predicted model, not a curated record. The coding region runs from base 169 to 642 and encodes 157 amino acids. Gene Ontology annotation, biological process: intracellular protein transport; vesicle-mediated transport. Gene Ontology annotation, molecular function: clathrin-cargo adaptor activity. The transcript has 5 exons.
UAUCUCCCCAGCAAACACCAUCCAGCUAGUGGUUUAGCAUCAGGCUGGCUAAGAAGCUAGCCUACUGAAACAGAAAGUGACCAUUCACAGUCUUUGUUUUAUGUGUUUUGCUUAAUUUACCUGAAAUUUUCAGCAGUAUAAGGAACUAAAUCGACGGCCCGGUCGAAGAUGCAGUUCAUGCUGCUGUUCAGCCGGCAGGGAAAGCUGCGGUUGCAGAAAUGGUAUGUGCCUCUGUCUGACAAAGAGAGGAAGAAGAUCUCCAGAGACUUGGUCCAGACGAUACUGGCCAGGAAGCCCAAGAUGUGCAGCUUCUUGGAGUGGAGGGACCUCAAGAUCGUGUACAAAAGAUAUGCGAGCCUGUAUUUCUGCUGUGCAGUCGAGGAUCAGGAUAAUGAGCUGAUCACCCUGGAGAUCAUCCACAGAUAUGUGGAGCUGCUGGACAAAUAUUUUGGCAGUGUGUGUGAACUGGAUAUUAUCUUCAACUUUGAGAAGGCCUAUUUUAUCCUGGACGAGUUUCUGCUCGGCGGAGAGGCCCAGGAGACGUCCAAGAAGAACGUGCUGAAAGCCAUCGAGCAAGCUGACCUGCUGCAGGAGGAGGCUGAGGCACCACGGAGCGUCUUAGAAGAAAUUGGGCUCACAUAAACCAUCUUUCUGCUGCUGCUGCUCUGCAGUUCUUCCCCCCAGAUUCACAUCUGGAAAUGUCCAUGUCUCUAUCGUGUCUUCUCCCGAUUGUGUCAGUGUUGUAUGUAUAAAAUCACCUCCCUUGUACUGUGUUUCUCUGUACUGUACUAUCCCGUUAUGUGCUUUGAAUGUGGUGCCAACUGUGGUUUGAUGUGUUCCCCAUGUACAAGUUCCCUCACUGUAGUAUCCUGUACUAUUGGCAGACAUGACUCCCUUCAUUU